AUGAGUUACCAGCCUAUAGUGAUUAAAAAGCAACAUAGCUUUUAUUCUUAUGAUUCACCACGUAUCAAUAUUACGAAUAAUACAUGGAAAUCCGAUGUCAACAUUUUACAAUUAACUAGUAAUGUACAAAGCAAGAGAUCAGAAGAAUAUUAUAAGAAAUACGAGCUUGAUGAAAUACCAGUAAAAGAUGAUUGCAGUUUCAACGAUCAUUCGUUCAGUGAGGGAUAUGACUCUGGGACAGGCGACAAUAAAGAUUCCAUAACGAACUCUGACCUCGACAAAUUAGAAAUGAAAAUCAUGACUAGGAUGUCCCAGGAGUUACUAACAGACACGAGCACGGUUAGCAGCUUGGACUCGAACUUGAAACUAUUUAAAACAACAGUUCAACAAAUAUUUGAUAAUUUUCGCGACAGCAUGUGUGAUUUUGAAGAUUACAAGAAGAGAUUCAACGAAAUAAUCCAAAAGAAUAAAGGUGAUUCUGUGACUGAGCUCGAGGAGUUUAUAAGCAACAUGUUACACAACAUACGGUCUUCAGAGGUGUCUGUGAGCAAUAACAAAAACAUAGAAGAAACAGAUAGAAAUAAUGAGGUUAUUUGUCCCAAGGAUUAUGAAAAUAAUCAAGAAAUUUUAACAGUCAACAACAGCUCUACCAUUAUUAAUGAUUUUGAGUAUAGCCCUAGUUCAAACACAGCAUCAAACAGCGGCAUGCUAAAUACAUGUCUCGUCAGUGAGUUUCCUUGUCUAGAUGUUAAAAUAACAGAACGUAAUAUACUCUCUGAAAGAAAUUUUCGAGAGCCAUGUUUGAAUGACGUAGGACACUUAGCUUCAGCGGAUAAUAUAAAAUUGUGGCGGCGAAAAAAUAUCGAAAUAGAGAAGUAUGUGAGUGAACAGGACCAUUACAAUGUAUACGAUACAAAAAUGGACAGGGACAUUCCUGUCAAGAACUCGUGUGCAAUGAAAAAUAUACAUUUAAAUGAGAAGUUCGUCAACGACAAAGACAAGGAGGAGAAUAAGUUUUUCAUGUUCAAGAUAUGUAGUUACAUAUGCAAGAAGCUGCGUAAGAUGUGA
Molecule: messenger RNA, 1068 nt
Organism: Danaus chrysippus (African queen)
Lineage: Eukaryota; Metazoa; Arthropoda; Insecta; Lepidoptera; Nymphalidae
Source: the annotation of a GenBank genome assembly